GGGCCGCUCUCCACUCUUUUGUUUGAGGACUGGUGCGGUGGGAAAGUGCGUGAAGGCAGUAAAGCUGGGCUAGCCAUGGUGUUGUUGUGGCUGUUAAGCUAACUUUUGUCGAUGAAGUGAGUAACAUUGAAUGUUAACGUUACGCUACUGUGGAGCUUUGUUGUUGGACAUAAAGUCACUGAACGUAACCUAACUCUUCUUCCGGAUAGAAGCUUGUUUGUUCUCUUCGCUGGUAUAUCUUGCUAACAUCGAUGUUAGCAAUUAGCCUGUUCGUGUAAAUGCUAUUCAUUAGAAUGGACCUGUUGAACUCUCAGUUCCUGGACAAGAUGAACAAUAACAUCGGGAGACUGCACUACGAAGAUGAGUCCAGGACACCUUCCCUGCCCACUGCUAUGUCCAACUUAACUGGGCCUCCUCCACACUGUCCAAGCAAACGAAAGUAUGGUGAAGAACAAAUGGACGACCGAAUCAACUGUGAUGAUGACCACAUGACCAAAAUGAGCAGAUUGUUUGCCACGCAGCUGGCCCGUCCCUCUGCUGGAGACAACCGUAAUGAGCACUGGAGUCACAGUCCUGUGGAGCACAUUACUUCCUCCUCUAACGGUCUCCAUGGGACCCAACUGUAUGCCUCCAUUUCUGGCUAUGAUGUAGACCAGCCUCUGCCUCUGACCAAAAGCAGCUACGACAUUGGAGUCGGGGGCAGAGAGAGGGCUGUCAUGGGUGGGACUGUAGAGCGGCAGCAGAAUCGUCCCUCAGUUAUUACCUGUGCCCCAACAAGCAACCGCAAUUGUAACCUCUCUCACUGCCACAUGAAUGGCUGCUCUCCCAGCCCACCUGUUGAUCAGAGGAAGACCAAUGCUAACACAGUAUGCGACCCCGUGAUUGAGGAGCACUUCCGUCGCAGCCUUGGAAAAAACUACAAAGAAGCGGAGCCUGUGUCCAACUCAGUGUCCAUCACAGGUUCAGUGGAUGACCACUUUGCGAAGGCUCUGGGAGAUGCCUGGCUCCAAAUCAAGGCCAAGGGUGGGGGUCAUCAGACCCCAGAUGCAGAUCCAUGAAGCAAAGGGGAGUAAACAUUACAAUCACCUUUUUAGUGUUUGCUUCUUGCCGGGCAUCAACUUCCCUUAGCCAAGAACAAUUUAAGACAAUGGUUCUCUCCCAGGCUGUUCACUAAUGGACAUUGAGGUUGACCUUAUAUUAGAACACUCAGCUCAGAUUUGUACUCUAAAAUUGGGAACGUCUCUCAAGUGAAGCAGAGAAAAUGAUUAUUGCAUAGUUGGAUUGACAAUGUUGGUUGUGGAAAUUGUACAAUCAUAGAUUUUAUUUUGCAGCGAUAAUGAGAUUCACAAAAUGGUCGGUUAUUAACUCAUGUUCUGUUUUACCUGCCUUUCACUUGCCUUGAUUGCCAAAGAAAUUCCCAGCCUUUUCCAUUAACAUAUAA
This is a messenger RNA of Xiphias gladius (swordfish), 1441 nucleotides long. RefSeq names its product vestigial-like family member 4a (gene vgll4a). The record is from RefSeq and is a predicted model, not a curated record. Gene Ontology annotation, biological process: negative regulation of DNA-templated transcription. The coding region runs from base 279 to 1058 and encodes 259 amino acids. Gene Ontology annotation, molecular function: transcription coactivator binding. NCBI's taxonomy places the organism in Eukaryota, Metazoa, Chordata, Actinopteri, Istiophoriformes, Xiphiidae. The transcript is spliced from 6 exons.